Orbicella faveolata is the source of this 2183-nucleotide messenger RNA. RefSeq lists its product as uncharacterized. Gene Ontology annotation, molecular function: G-protein alpha-subunit binding. Gene Ontology annotation, cellular component: cytoplasm; nucleus. The record is from RefSeq and is a predicted model, not a curated record. Gene Ontology annotation, biological process: regulation of signal transduction. Lineage: Eukaryota; Metazoa; Cnidaria; Anthozoa; Scleractinia; Merulinidae.
AAAAGGCAGGAUUUGCAUUAGUCCACUAGUUGGGUGAUACUAAUACGUCGUAGUUACAGCUUGUUGUAAAGGGCAAGCCAAUAACUUGGGUUUUCUUUUUGCUUCCUGUGCUGUAUAGUUGCAUUAUUUUACUGAUAAACUCCUUUCAUCGACGCCUUCAGAUUAGUGCAGUGUCUACGAGACAAGUUUUGGAGAAGUGGAGGUAUUUACGAGUUUUCCGCCGGUACAAAAUCAAGACUGAACAUGGUCGAUGGAUCGACGUUAACUUACGAAAGAUUAUUUGUUAUUCAGCCUAAUGUUCUUGAACCUCUUUUAAGUUAUUGGUGUAUACGGUUUACAAUGCAUCAGCAACGCCGUUCUCACUGCCGCGACCUAGAGUACAACCGGCUGUUAAAAGAAAGGCCAAAGUCGUGCGUGAAACGAGAAAACGCUCUUGCAAAUCUGCCUCAAGUUCCCGCUCACAUGGGUCUGUCCCAGGUCCUCCCGAGCAAAACAAUGGCUCCCAGACCCCAAACUAGUGGUGCCCAGAAGACGGGCAUUCAGCACCAGACUUCCCGGCUUCAAGUACGCGCCAAGUCUGCUCAUCCGAGGCUACUUCAAGCUACCAAGUACAUGCAUACAAAUGCAAACACAAAACAACUGCAGAACAUCAUUGCCCCUGUGAAGACAGGUUAUGGGUUCGAGCAGCCUCCAGCGCCUUCCUUUCCUGUUGAACCGGAGCCAGACUACCUACCUACCGUUAGGCUGUUUAUCAACCCUGUCCCCUCCCCUGAUAGUAAGAUUCAGAGAAUGAUGAGGACGUUACAUCGAACUGCAGUAUUCGUUGACGGUUCCACGCCGACUUCUGUCGAGGAGACUGGGUCCAAGUCUGGCGCCAUGUUGGAUUCGUUAAUCCAAGGACUGAUUUAUGAACGGCAGACUGGGAACUACUUCAACGCGUUUUUACAAAACUCAGGAAAUGAGUUAUGGAUGAACUGCCUGGCGUUUUGGAAAUCCCUCCAAGAGUACAACGCAUAUUUCUUCGCUGACUCGCUUAAUCCUUCUCUACUAUCUAGAAAGGCGCGGACAAUGUAUGCUAAUUUUGUGGUGUCCGGAAGCGCACAGGAUGUUCACGUGCACAGGGACAUUCAGCUGCAAGUCCAUAAAGAACUGGAGCCCCCGUAUGAGGAGCUCUUUGAUGCCGUCGAGGAGCAUGUUCUACACUCGCUUUUGGAACCCUGGAAUCUGCUUAUCGCGCACGAAAAAGAAUCGUAUGGGCAUGAGGUACCCACUGAACAAAGGUUGAGGCAUAUUGAAAUCAAACUGAUGACUAGAAUGAGACAAAGUGUUAUUCAGACUCAUGGCGGGCUUGGUAAUGCCGAAGAUGAUCACGAGAAAGAAAGGAUUUCAGUAGAAGAAGCCAACAGACCCGCUCCUGUACCCAAGGACGGAAUCACUUUCGAAGCGCUCAUUAGAAACAGAGACGAAGUAGAACAUUUCAAAGAAUUUCUCAACAAGAAGCAUGCUAGAGGUAUCAAAGAUUUGAUGGCUUGGACAGACAUGGAAACAUUUCACCGUGUUCCCCGCUUCAUGGCAGAGAAGCGGGACAAGAAAGCUAGAGAGAUUCGUGACAGCUGGCUGGGUAAAAAAUACUUCUUUGGACCUGACAGCCCUGCUACCAGAGAGGGAAGAAACUUAAUAAUGAACUUAAAUGGAGGCCGUCCCAUCAAAGAGAGACCCCAGUCUCCCGUCAUUCUUGAAAGCCAAAAGUUCGUUCGCGCGCGAAUUGAGCGCCGUUGGUUGAUGUUGUUCAAACAAACGACAGAGUUCUUAGAAAGACAAAAACCGCGCACGGCUGGUGUGCCAGAAAUGGUGGAGGAUAUCAUGCUAAAGAGACGGCUACAGAGAAGCGAAGCUGCUUGGAAGAUUCUGAAUAGCAGAUGGGUCUCAUCGUCACGUGAUGUGGUGGCGUUACGUCAAACACUUCUCAAUCCCAGCAGCUGUAGCGAGUUCACUGCGUUUGUGGCAGUGAAAGGUGACACGCUGGAGAGCAAUGUUCACUUCUGGCUUGAGGUGCAGAAGUUCAAGGUAAAGAUACCUCAUGUACCUUAAAAUCUGCGAUGCUGAAGGGCAAGCGCAGGAACACCAAAAACAACGAAACGUCAAGCUUGGCAGAUUGAAACCGCUUUCUCUUGGAAUUUGGG